Dendronephthya gigantea is the source of this 3628-nucleotide messenger RNA. RefSeq names its product WD repeat-containing protein 38-like. Gene Ontology annotation, molecular function: protein binding. Bases 230 to 1222 code for a protein of 330 amino acids. The record is from RefSeq and is a predicted model, not a curated record. Lineage: Eukaryota; Metazoa; Cnidaria; Anthozoa; Malacalcyonacea; Nephtheidae. The transcript is spliced from 9 exons.
UUGGAAGGAUUGUUACUUUGUUUGUAAAAUAUUGUUAAAUUUCUAGUCUAAAAACAAGAAACUUAAUUUGUGCAUCGUGGUUUGGGAAAUGUCUACAAGAUAUAUAAUUACUGAUGCAUGGAAAGUAGUCCUGAUAAACAUCGAGAUAAAGCUCUUUACUUGACUUCUAAGAUAAUACCUUCAAGUUCCAAAACAAUUUGUUUAUGUGUGAACAGUGAAAGGUAUUAAAAUGGCUGCCAAUUUUGGUUACAGAGAAGUAAAGGAGGAAUGUGAUUCAGAGAGUGAAGAUGGGGAUAUUUCUCCAUUUUUGUUGACACCAAUUAGUUUCAGAUCUCUAGUUGGUCAUGAUGAUGAAGUAAAUGCAUGUUGUUUUUCUCCUGACUGGACCAGGCUGGUGUCAGUGGGGGAUGAUUGGGUGGUUAAGAUGUGGGACACUGCAUCCGGAAAGCCUGUUUAUACAUUGACAAGUCAUAAAGGGUCCAUAAAGUGUUGUUGUUUUGCACCCAGUGGAGAUAUCUUUGCAACUGGAUCUUAUGAUCACAGUGCAAUAAUUUGGGAUGUUGAUACAGGAGAAGAGAUUCAUAAGUUGCAAGGUCACAGCCAUAGUGUGGAAACCUGUUGUUUUACAAACAAUUGUUUAUGGCUUUGCACAGGAUCAUGGGAUUGUUUGGCGAUAAUUUGGAAUGUUCAGACAGGUGAAGCUGUCUAUACCUGCUCAGGCCACACAAGUUCUCUUCAAUGCUGCACAUUUUCAAUAGACUCAUCAUACAUGGCAUCAGGAUCUUGGGAUUGUUCUGUCCGUUUGUGGUCAUUAGAUUUAUCCCUCGUUCCCAAACCGGAAGUAUUAUCACCACCGUGUCAUGUUCUUCAAGGUCAUAAAAGCAAUGUAAAAGCUGUUUCAUUUUCAUGCCAAGGUAUUUUGGCAUCUGCCUCAUGGGAUUUGACAAUCAUCUUGUGGGAUGUUAAAAUGAGGUGUAUGAACAUAAUUUUGACAGGACAUACUGGUUGGAUUCAGACAUGUUCAUUUUCACCUAAUGGUGACACUUUGGUGUCUGCAGCAGAUGACCAAACUGUUCGUAUUUGGGACGUUGACGAUGGCAAAUGCAUCAAAGAAUUAGAGUGUGACACAGAUGAAAUACAUACAUGCUGUUUUAAACCAAAUGGUACCUUACUAGCAUCAGGGUCUUUGGAAACAUAUGAAACAGAGAUUUGUAUUUACUGAAAAAUAAAUUAUGUUCAUAAACUCAACUUGUGACAUCCAAACAAUAAAAAAGAUUCAAAAUUGUGGUAGGCCAUUGGACGAAUCCAUUGCAUCGCUUCAACAGUUCAACUCCCUCCCCGACUCCAUUAUGUGAGUAUGUACAAUAACAUUUUUGAAAUAGUUUCGUCUAGUUUAUUGCAUUCAGGAUGCCUUCUAAGUGCUUUUACCCGUCAAUAAUUUUUGUGAACUGAAUAUCACAUAAGCAUGAUGAAAGACAGAGAGACCAGAAUAAUUAAUAUGUCCUAUAUAGUUUACCUAUAUUUAGAUAUGGUUUAAGUCGCGAACUUUUGCAAACUGUUUAUUAGCGACCGAGUACUUUAAACUGUACUUUAUAACUUUGUGAAAAUGCUAGAAAUUGUGAAUGUAUAAAAUUCUGGUCAGUGAAAUUCACUUCUGACACUUCACAUCACAAAUAUGCGAUGAGCAACAAAAGCAUGAUGUAAUUAAUAUCCUCAUUAUGAAUACUUCUUGAGAUUAUCAACUUGUGGUGUGAGUUAUGUGAUUUUUAGUGAAAACAACAUCGAAAGUUAAGAAUUUUGAUGCAUCACAUGUUCUGGCCCUUGUACAUGUAAUGUGAUUUAGAAUUAUAUAAGCCUUUCGUACCUCCUGCUUAUAAUAAAUUGGUUAUCCCUUUCUGCUUCAUUCAGUCUUAAGUAGGAAACGAAAAAAUAUGUCAACGUUUUAUUUCAAUAAUUGAUUAUUGUUCUCAAUAAACGCAAGAUAAUGUUAAAAUAGCGAGAUGUUCAGAUGUAUACACACGAAUCGUAUGAAAAAGGAGAAAGACUGAAAGAGAAGUUCUGUCUGCGUUUGCAAAUCAAAGCAGUUUCGUCCAAAGCAUCACACUGCACGGAUGCCAACAAUUAAUUCCUAAAGAUUCCCGUUCGAUCCUAGAAUGAGAUUGAAUACAACAGAAAGACAUAGGAUACAUAAAUAUUUUUCUGGUGUUUUUGCACAUAUUUACAUCUAUAUAUUAAUUGUCAUCAGCAUGAAGUAAUCCUAUUAACAAUUGCAUGAUGCAGACGUUCCGUCUUAGUGGCUGAUUAUUUCAGAAUGGAUUCCUUUUUUGUCGAUAUUUAUAUAUCUGUGUAUUGUUGACGUCUUAGUAAAUUCAUUCCUUUGAGAACUAUAUUAAUAUUUUCGUCAGGUUUUUCCACUGAUAAACCUCGAACACGCGACGCUUAAUACAUUUUGCUCAGAAUAUAUAUAAAAACCUGAACUCUUGACUCUUACUGCAUGCACGCAAGCACCGAAUACUGGUAUGAAAGCACAAAAUCCCUCAUGAACGUAUAAAUGAUUAUCAUCUGGAACAGUGCAUGUAAGCAUUUGGAUUUUGGAAUAUUGAAAACGAUAUUUGUUAGCACAUGUUUACGCUAGUAUUACCCUGUCGUAAUUUUCAAAACGCUGGUUGAUGCAUGCAAAAUCCACAGUUUGUUGGAAUGUUUUAGUUUGGAUCCCGCACAAAGCGGGAAAUAUGAUCAUGCUUGGGUCAAUUUCUUUCAUCUUUAAAAUAUCCUAAAUUGAAUUUUCACUUAUAUGUCCGCCUGAUUUACCGUUACCAACCUUGUACCCAGAUCUCCUCCUUACAGAGCUCGGUCCUCCCACGUCCUGCAGUCCAUUCCUCUUAACUUAAGAACCUCUGCUAGCUAGGCACAUAUAUAUAGCCACCGUUCUUUACUAAGUCUACUUAACCGAUUUUCCGAUUUCCACAUGUAUUCGUCAGCAAGCUGAAAUCUAUUUAGUGAUUUAGUGCUUGAGAAUUAAAACGAAAUUAGUUUUGUGUAUCAGUGAGGAAUGAUGUGUUCCUUCAUGAAAUUAAAACGAAUAUGAAAUUCACAAAAGACUAAACAUGCCCGUACAUAUACGAACGAAAAAAACGUGAUGGCGAUAAAAAUCUGAAAUAACUAUCUUGUUACAGCAAAACCAUGCAAAGGUCUGGUUCAAGAGAGUCCAGGUCUUAGUUUUGAUCUGAAGUUCAGGUCCAACUGGUGUCCGUCUCUUGUCUCAAUUAGUUGUGACUGGCAAAUGUUGAUUUUUAAUUAGGAGCCCGGUAAUAAAAUUGAUCGAACCUAACAAUAACAUUACUUCUAUAGUAUGAAUAUAUUAUUAUUUCAAGCUUAUAAUAACCCUUCAAUCCAUUUUCAGACACUGAAUAUCUCGUAUCUGCUAUAUACCUAUAUAUUAAAUAGUUUAUUCAAUAGGUCAGAAGAACAUACUAGUGUAUUUUAGAGAUGAAAAAGCUGAAGAUAUUUAUUUCCCCUGUCCUAUAGAACAAUGUUUAGCUUGUCUCCCGUAGCGCGGUACAUUAAAGUUUCGUUGAGAAAAAUAUAAGCCUAUACAAUUGCUUUUUGGAACCAGCAGUUAAUUGAU